GAAUGCAAAUAUCAAAAGCUUUAAAAAAAUAAACAUCUCAUGAAAACUGUGUAUACAACAAUAAAUUUAGUUUUCACAUUUAUUAAAAAAUGGGAGUAGGUAAAAGUCAGUUUUCUGAAGAUGAACUGCAAGAUUAUCAGGAUUUGACAUAUUUUACGAAAAAAGAAGUUUUGCAUGCACAUCAAAAGUUUAAAGCACUUGCUCCAGAGAAAGUUGGUCAUAAUAGAAAUGCAAAACUUCCAAUGUCUAAAAUCUUACAAUAUCCUGAAUUAAGAGUAAAUCCCUUUGGAGAUAGAAUUUGUAAAGUUUUUAGUUCAAGCCAAGAUGGAGAUUGUACCUUUGAAGACUUUUUAGACAUGAUGUCUGUUUUUAGUGACGCAGCUCCAAAAGCUGUUAAAGCAGAACAUGCAUUUAGAAUAUUUGAUUUUGAUGGAGAUGAUAUGCUUGGUAUUGGAGAUUUGAGACAAGUAGUAGAUAGACUUACUGCUCCACAAAGAUUAAAUGAAACAGAUAUGCAACAAGUUCUUCAAUAUAUACUUGAUGAAGCAGAUUUAGAUGAUGAUGGUGCACUUAGCUUUGCAGAAUUUGAACAUAUAAUAGAAAAAAGUAGUGAUUUUUCAAAGAGCUUCUGCAUACGUUUAUGAAAUAUAGAAUAUUAGUAAAAAGUAGUAAAAAAACAAUAUAAGACUGAAUAUUAUAUUACUAUUGAAGUAUUUCAAUAUACUCAAUAAGCCUAAUAAUAUUUAGUGUGAAAAAAAACACAAUCUUAUGAUCUUAUAUUUUAAAGUGUGCCAAUAUUUUCUGAAGGCCUAUUAUAUUAAAAAUAACUUUCUUGUUUUCUAAAAGAAUAGUUAUAGAAUUUUUUUACACUAAACUGCCAUAUGCAAUUAAUAUAUAAUAUAAUAAUUUAUUAAAAUGUUCAUUGAUUUUAAAUUAAAAUAAAUUAAAUAAAUUAAAUAAUUAAAUUUCUUUAAUAUUUUGAUGAAAAUAUUAUAUAGAUUAAAAUAUUUACAUACAUAUAAAAUUAUUAUAUCAAAUUGUAUAAAUAUUUAUAAUAUUAUAAUUUAAUUAAUUUAUAUAAUUGUACAAUAUAGAAUUUUUUUUUUAUUACAAUAUAAAAUAUUAGGAUAAAUAUCCUAUUAUUUAAUUGAUAUUUAUUUAUCAUACAAAUAUUAUACAAAUUAUUAUACACAUAUCAAUUUUUAAAAAAUAUAUGAAUUUAUAUAGAAAGGAAAA
Apis cerana (Asiatic honeybee) is the source of this 1236-nucleotide messenger RNA. RefSeq names its product calcium and integrin-binding protein 1. NCBI's taxonomy places the organism in Eukaryota, Metazoa, Arthropoda, Insecta, Hymenoptera, Apidae. The record is from RefSeq and is a predicted model, not a curated record. Gene Ontology annotation, molecular function: calcium ion binding; magnesium ion binding.